UGCAAGGGAUCAAAGAUCCCCGCCGGUAUAGCUUCAAAAGUCACUAGGGAACACAAACUCUCCCACCACAACAAGGCAGUAGCCACGAGAGUGUUGAUAUCAUAGACUAUGUUAUAUUUAAGAACAUAAGUGACUGAAAAUGACUGAAAAAUGUAAUGUGAGAUAAUUAAAUUGAAGGCUGUUUGCACAAAUCAUUUGUACGAACUUGUUGCGUGUAAAAUAUUUCAUUAACAUGUCAAAAGGAAGGAAGAGUGCACGUAGUGAGGAUGCAAGUAGCUCAUCUGAUACAUCUUCCUCGCUAUCGUCAGCCGAAGAAGUAGAUGCACAAGAUUUGAAACCAAUUAAAGAUUACUUAUCAGAUCGUCGGGAAUUAGCUCGACAACUUUUCAAAUCUGUCAAAACAGAAAAGAUACAAAUGAUGUUACCUCAAGUGUUAAAGAAAAUGGAUUUUGGGCAAUUAGAAGAAUGGUGUGCUAAUGAAUUAAAUGGUAUGUCAAAAGUGCGUAUAUUGUGUAUUUUGAAUGGGAAAACCAUGAUGGAAUCAUCAGAUACAUCAGAGUCAGAUGAUUCAGGGCCUUCUUUGGAAAUUAUUUCUGAUACUGAAGAAUGGUUUACCGAUGAAGAUGUACUUAAGCAAGAAGAAGGAAUGCAUUCUCUUAAAGGAAAGGUAAAAAAGGAUAAAGUUAAACAAAAAGGGAAAUCAUUGUUUCAUAAGAAAAAUGAUAGUAAACCUAAUCAUAAGAAAGUUCUUGAAACUACUUAUAAAAAUGUACAAAUAAAGAAAGAAGAAGAAGCAGAAGUAAAUAAAGAAAAAGAAGGUGAUAGUUUGUUAGAUUUGUUAGAGUUAGAGAUGCGGGCAAGAGCAAUACGAGCUUUAAUAAGAAAAGAGGAAGAUAUAAUACCCAAUGCAUCUAAAUCUGCAGCCAAUAAUGAAACUUUGACUGAUAAUGCUGUAGCUAAAAUUGAACAAGAAGAAAUGAAGGAAAAAGAAAAUUGUAGAAGACAAUUGGAAAGGAUUAUAAGUGCUCAACAGAGUAGUGCUGUGGAGGAUGAAGAUGUAGUAUUAGUGGUUCAACCAACUCCAACCAUUGAAUUAUUGUCAAGUGAAAGUGAUGGUGAAUCUCAUGGUGGUGUACGUAUAAAUAAAAAAUUGCAAAAUGAACGUGUUAUAAAUACAAAGGACAAUAUUGACAGUGCCAAGAAUGAAGAUAUCAGUAGUGUACAUAGUGUAAAUAGUGCAGAAAACUCGAAAGAAAAGAAAGUGGUUGAAAAUGGAGUAGAAACACAAAAAGAAUUAGACACUCAUAAAACAGAAGUUUCUAAACGGGUUCAUAGUAAUAAUGUGAGUAGUAUUGAUACUCAAUCUAAAUCUAAUGGGAAAAGAAGAAAAGUGAAGAAAAAAUUACACACCAAAGAGCAAAUAAAAAAUACAAGUUCUAAGAUAAAUACGCAUAAAAGCAAAUCGCACAUGGAAAGUCAACAUGUGAAAAGUGCAAAAAGAGAUCAGUGUUUGCCAGUAGACUGUAUUACAGAAAAUGUAAAGUUAAAUAAAAAUGAACAUAGAACUGAUGAUAAGUCAAAAAUAAUACACAAUAAUUCAAUAAAAAAACAAAAUUCGGGUGAAGUGUCAAGCAUAUCGAAUAAAAUGCUGCUAGAUGAAGACAAAUCCAGUGACUUGGAUGAAAUAAUUGACUUGGAUAAUUACUGCGAUGAUAUGGAUGAUAUAGAAAACAGUGAGAAUGAUAAGAAGAAGAACAAACAAGUUAUACAAAGUGAGCACUGUAAAUCCCAAGUUGAAGUACGUCCUGCACAAAGAUUAAAUGGAACUGAAACUUGGGCGAGUCGUUACUAUCAAACGGAUGAUGUUCAAAAUGUGAUAAAAGAGUCCAAGAUACAGUCCGAAAUUCGUAAACGGUUGAGAGAACGUCAAAGACUUUCUAAACUUAGUACUUCCCCAAAUGCAAAUUCCCCAUCAUCAUCUCCUGUAACAGAACCGGGAAGUAAAAUAGUAGCAGAUAAAAAUCCAUUGGGUUCAGUCGACGAAUAUCUAGCUUUAAAGCAAACUGCCACUACAAACCUUAGUACUGGUGAUAAAAAUACUGAUUCUAUUACAGCAAAGAAUAAUGAUGCCCCUAUAAAUACAUCUAUUGAUACCAGUACAGUAAUUGAAAGUAAUUGUACAUCAGUUGUAUGUUCUAAGGAGUACAAUGUUGAUGAAAGGACUAAUUUAGGUGAUGAUACAAAUACUGACACUUCAUUCGCCAUAAAGAAUGAAAAUGUAACUAAUGCAAUUACUGGUACCAAUUCUGGUUAAUAUAAUUUGAUUUAAAGUCGUCUGUCUAGUAAACUAACUUUUUCUAUAUGUAUAGAAGAAAUUGUAUCCCAUAGAGGUUUUUUAAAAAUAAGUUAC
Messenger RNA from Colletes gigas, 2410 nucleotides. RefSeq lists its product as uncharacterized. The record is from RefSeq and is a predicted model, not a curated record. Bases 233 to 2314 code for a protein of 693 amino acids. The transcript is spliced from 4 exons. NCBI's taxonomy places the organism in Eukaryota, Metazoa, Arthropoda, Insecta, Hymenoptera, Colletidae.